CACCGGACCAGACAGCUAGUGCGGAUGCUUACAUCGCCACUGGGCAGGCUUUUUCUCAUAUUCAUUGCUGUUGUGCGUGUUGCAGUGAAAUAAACGUGGGUGUCCCAUUUUCGUCCCAUCACGCCCUCACAAACGGAAAAGCCACCGUAAAGCGACGUGCCGACUGCUCCUUGGUGGUGGUAGCAGCUGACCGUACAGCGGCGUGAACCGGCGGUUGCGGGACGAUCUGAAACGAUCACAGUGAAGGACGACGGCACGCGUGUCUCUGUGUCUGGCCCGGCACCCGACCUACAUUGACGCAAAACACCACACACACACAUAUACACCCUUAACCCGCCGUGUGUGCUGGCUGCUUUCCGGUAGGCUGUAGAGGGCGUGAUCCUGCGGUGGUGCGGCGUGCAAACGGUACCUCACAAAUUAAUAGCACUUAACGCGCACUGUGCGGAAGUAAAUUGCAAAGCAAAUAAGGGCAAAACUAUCGACAGCAAAUUAGCGCGUGGCGGUCCAUAGAGAGAGAGAGAGAGAGAAAGAGAGAAAGCGAGUAAGAAAAUUAGUUGCCAUCCAACACAAACAGGCAAACAUGUGCAGCGCAAACGAAAACAACGGUACCGCCACGCCGCCCCCGGUGGCACUGUCGCAAAAUCCCAGCGAUUAUGGCAAUAACUUAAAAAUCAUCGACAGCAACGACCAAAUCAAAGAGCUACAGACGAUCAUACGGGACAAAAACACCACGCGGAGCGACUUCAAAUUCUACGCCGACCGGCUGAUUAGGCUGGUGAUCGAGGAAAGCCUAAACCAGCUGCCGUACUCCGACUGCUCCGUCAUCACGCCGACCGGCGCCAUCUACGACGGUUUGCGGUACCGGUCCGGCAACUGUGGCGUUUCCAUCAUCCGUUCCGGCGAAGCGAUGGAGCAGGGACUGCGAGACUGCUGCCGCUCGAUACGAAUCGGGAAGAUUCUGGUCGAAUCGGACGCCGAAACGCACGUGGCCAAGGUGGUGUACGCCCGGUUUCCAGACGACAUCGCCCGGCGACAGGUACUGCUCAUGUACCCCAUCAUGGCAACCGGCAACACCGUCAUACAGGCGGUCAGCGUGCUGAAGGACCACGGUGUGAAGGAAAACUCGAUCAUCUUGUCUAACCUGUUCUGCACACCGAUAGCCGCCCGGAUGGUGGUGACCGCCUUUCCGGAUCUGAAAAUUCUCACCUCCGAGCUGCACCCGGUCGCACCGAACCAUUUCGGACAGAAGUACUUCGGCACGGACUGAGCGGGCGAGGCGGUGGUUAACGACGGUUAACGGAAGAGUCCUUCACCGGUGGGGGGGGGGGAGCAAAGAGCAAGGGUGUUUUUGGGCCAAAAGGGUAUGAUGUGUUCACUCCAGCGCACGAACACAUUUUAACACGUUCUAGAAGCAAAUCCCGGCUGCACCACACUCUCAACGAUGUGUUGUACUUACAGUUCUCAAAAGCAGACCAGCAGACGAUGGCUGCACAAUCAAAUACUUAAGGGCAGACGAUGUGUUACUAGGAUCGACGAUGUGCUUGGCCUGCGUUCGAUGGAUACAGACUGGACUAGGGGGGUGCGUGCUUCUGGGCACACCAAACACGAAUAGAAAAAAAGGUAGCAUAGGCAUAGGGGUUGCUGCGCUUGCGAUGAAGUAGGCCGUGAGCAGCAAAGUUUGCAAGGGCAGCGGAAAAGGUUCGUAGCUAAUGUGGCAGAAGUGUGUGUAGCAACAGUUCUGUGGUGUAGUGGCGCUAAGCUUUAAGCAAAAAGGUACGGAAUUUAGAUGAUAAGUCAGUAAAAUCACGGUCACGGUACUAACUACUGAUCGUUCACGCUGCGGCAGUAGGGAAACAAUUACGUUAGCGAAAUGUAAUAUGCCAGAUACAAUUGUUCAUAAUAUACGAAUCAUUUUAAACAUUGAA
Anopheles merus is the source of this 1925-nucleotide messenger RNA. It is a transcript of the gene kri, whose product is annotated as uracil phosphoribosyltransferase homolog. The transcript is spliced from 4 exons. The coding region runs from base 581 to 1267 and encodes 228 amino acids. The record is from RefSeq and is a predicted model, not a curated record. NCBI's taxonomy places the organism in Eukaryota, Metazoa, Arthropoda, Insecta, Diptera, Culicidae.